This is a messenger RNA of Dermacentor andersoni, 5121 nucleotides long. Its product is annotated as flavin-containing monooxygenase 5-like. Lineage: Eukaryota; Metazoa; Arthropoda; Arachnida; Ixodida; Ixodidae. Gene Ontology annotation, molecular function: N,N-dimethylaniline monooxygenase activity; flavin adenine dinucleotide binding; NADP binding. The record is from RefSeq and is a predicted model, not a curated record.
CAUUUGUGUGUUCUAAUGAUGGGCUAACAGACAGUUUGUCAGCUUACAGCAAUUUUGUUGGCUGAACCAAGCGUUUGGAGCGACUCUCAUGAUUGUAAAAUACCCGCUACACUAAACACUAUACGAUCUGUCCUUGCUAGUUUCCUAUACGUAUAAUGGAGCUUUAGUGCAGACUAGAGGCCCAGCCACCUCCUGGGCAUCCGGAGCAUUGCCUGUCCAUCUCAGUCCCGCACGAGAAGAGACCGCCCAGCUGCUGCGAUGCGUUCCUUUUGGCAGCAGUGCGGAGGGAAGGGUCAAGGCACGCAUUACACAAUGGGGUUGCAGGCGCGAGGAGGCACCGCGGCGAGAGCAGGAAGCACGCCGCGACCGCUUGCUGUUUCUGUACGCGAGGCCGAGGUGGAGGGGCGAUCAUUGGGAGGCGCAGCGCGCGCCUGCUGCUGCUGCUGCUGCUGCUGGCAGGAUCGGCAGCGAGGCGCGAGGAGGGGGCAGCCGGCAGCGGACCCGAAAACCCAAAUACGGGGCCACCAUAUCGCGAAGGGGGCCGCCAUGGCGGCACUUUCGCCCGCGACGCUACGACGGCGUCGCCACGACGGGCGGCCGGAGCAUGCGGAAGCCAGGAAGCACGUGUUGCGACUGACCAGGUGCACCGCGCGGCCCGGGCAUGUCUUCUUCGGCACCCCCGCUGCGCGUGGCGGUGCUCGGCUCGGGACCGGCGGGCCUGGCGGCGGCCAAGUCGUGCCUCGAGGCCGGCCUCGAGCCCGUCGUGUUCGAGCAGGCGGAAGCCCUGGGCGGGCUGUGGCGCUUCCGACCGGACAGCUCCCCGGGACGGCCGUCGGUGAUGCGCUCGACGGUGAUCAACUCGAGCAAGGAGCUGACGGCGUUCAGCGACUUCCCGCCGCCCGCCCACUUUGCCAACUACAUGCACCACUCGGUGCUGCUCGAGUACCUGCAGAUGUACGCGCGCCACUUCCGGGUCGCCGAGACGAUCCGCUUCGGACACCAAGUGGUGCGCAUCACGCCCGCCCGCGACCACCAGCAGAGCGGCAGGUGGGACGUUACAGUCAAACAUCUGGCCACGGGCAGCGUCACGUGUUCGCCCUUCGACGCCGUCAUGGUGUGCACGGGCCACCACGCCUUUCCGGCGCGACCCGCAACGCUGCGGGGCCUGCAGCGCUUCGGCGGGACCGUGCUGCACAGCCACGCGGUCAAGGACUGCCUGCGCUUCCGAGACCGGCGUCUGCUCGUGCUGGGAGCCGGGAACUCCGCCAUGGACGUCGCCACCGAGGCCAGUCUCUUCGCGCGAAAGGUGUACCUGAGCACCCGCCGCGGCACCUGGGUCCUGCACCGGGUGGCGCCCAACGGGUUGCCCAUGGACACGCUCAUACAGCGCCGCUACUUCCAGCACUUGCCCCUGUGGCUGCUGAACAGGAUGGCGGAGCGCGAGUGCCAGAGGCUGCUCAACCACGAGCUGCUCGGCCUGAAGCCCCGACACCGCCUCUUCCAGCAGCACCCGACCAUCAACGACGCACUGGCCAACCGCGUGCUCAGCGGCACUCUCGUCAUCAAGGGUGACGUCGACGAGUUCACGGAGACGGGCGUCCGCUUCCACGGCGACGCCGAGGACACCAAGGUCGACGACGUCGUGCUCGCCACGGGAUACGACAUCAGGUUUCCCUUCUUGGACGAGUCUUUGCUGCGGAUUGAGGGCAAUCAGCUUCCGCUGUUCAGAUACGUGUUCCCGGCACACCUGGAACAUCCCGAGACCCUGAGCUUCCUAGGCUAUAUCCAGCCACUAGGCGCAAUCAACCCCAUCGCCGAGAUGCAAGCACGCUGGGUCGUCCAGGUUCUUCUGGGCAACGUCCGCCUACCUUCCAAGGAGGAGAUGAUUUCCGACGUGGAGCGUACGGAGACGUCACAACGCUUACGCUACGUGUCAAGCCCACGUCACACCAUCCAGGUGGACUACAUGCCGUACACACGCGACCUGGCUCGCCGCAUCGGCGCCGACCCGAGCCUCGCUAGGGCGCUGCUGCGGCGGCCGGCGCUUUUCUGGGCGUUGCUCGCAGGACCGCAGGUGCCCUACAUGUUCCGGCUGCAAGGGCCGCACUCGUGGCACGGAGCGGCAGAGGCCGUGAUGGGCACGCAGUGGCGCAUCGAGGCACCGAUAAGGACGAGGCGCCAUUCGGCCGUCGAAGACAGCGGCGGCGGCGGAGUCUCUUCACCGCGGUCACUGAACAAGCUCUUGGGCGCCGACAGGAUUGUCGCUCACGCUCUCGAGAUGGCCAUCGUCAUCGUCAGUGUGUGCGUGGUCGUUGUGCCGCUGUUGGUGAACUACCUGUUUGCGGGAUGAGGUACACGUCCCACGCACCACAACUCUUCCUUCGCAAGCACUUCGUGUCACUCGGCGAAGAAUUCUCACAAGAACCAACUCAGGGAGCCUCGGGCAAUCCGUCUGGCUAAUUUGUGUGCAACACCAUAAAGUCCUAGAAGUCAUGUUGGACUUGACUAUUCGUGCGCGGUGUUCGAGGCGUCUAAGUGGCAUGCACGUGUGGGCCUUCCUCCCAGCGCCACAAGAAACGAAGAUCGGUGCUCAACUCGAACCUUCGUUUUCUGUCGCCACAUUGUCAUAAAGAGUUUUCGUGGAAUGUGCAGGCAAUCGAUCCGACCGUCGAAGUCGAAGAAUAAGUGCACGCUUUUACGCGUCGCCAUUGUACGAUAUGCAACGCUAUCUCCACCUAACGAACGUGCCAAACGUUGCGCUUCGUUAUAACGUCAUCUUCGGAUACUUUAGCCGAGGCUACACGCCCUGCAGAACAACCACUUGACAGCUACGGCUAUUUACAAUUACACCCCACCUCACGAGCUGUUUACUCUGCACUGUCCUGCUCGUAUCCUCUUGGAAUUUGUUUGAAUUUUUAUGAUGAAACUAAAUUACAGGAAGCAAUGAGGUUUUCUUUUGUUCUCGAACAAAAAAAAAAAACAUGAGACAGUCAGCCGAUGCACACUCGCGGCCGAAUUCACGAAGCUUUUCGUUCGUAAAAGCUGUUUGCCGAUGGCCGACCCCCGCCUUCGCAAUUGUGUCAAAAACCACGACUGGCUGCCACCUCUUCUAACGACAGUUGUAGCGUGAAAACGUUUUUCGUGAAUACGAGCCGAUGUACUGUGCGCCUUUCAUUUUUCAUCCUAUCCAUCUGGAGUAGCACGCUAGGCAUGCCGCCAGGCAGACAUAUCCGUGAUCCAAUAAAGUGUCUCUCUCUCUUGUCAGUAAAACAAAGAAAAGGUUUGAGCUUUGCAUUUGGAAUUAUAAUGUACGCAUAAAGUGACUGCGCUGACCCUUCAGCGAUAAAUAGUCGUCUGCGUCUCUGUGUCCGCAGCUAAUAGUAUACAAGUUGUUAUCCAUGAAAAGGAUUCCCGAAACGUUUAGCAACCUUUGUAUCUUAUGACGGCUUUGCUGCUCGCAAAGCAUACGUAAUGAGUAAGUACGAAUCUAACUCUAACGGUUCUUUCAUUUUUCUGCAUAGAUCUCAGUCCGCGUUCAGCGAAAAGCGUUACAUAUAUGCUAUACAGGUUGUCCCACGUAACUUGAGCCAUGGCUUCAAAAAAGAAAGGCACACCGGAUGCGAAUUGAAACGAAUGUACAAUGGUGGCAAUAGCCUAAAGUAAAUGAGGCUGAAUUUUUUUAGUUUCGCCAUAAUAAUGACCUAACUACAUUUAAUUCCGCAACUCUUCAAAUUAAUGACUUAAGACCAUAAGUGUGAUACACAAAUUUGAAGGGCACGUUCAGAAACCACCUAAUAAAUUGCCUUCUACGCCAUAUGUCUCGCGUAGUUCUUUUCGCGUGCGAAAGAAAGUCCGAGAAAUGCGAAAGAAGACAACGUGAUUGGCCUUUGCGCAUUGCUAUUGUGCUGCACUAAAGCAGCACAAUAAUGCAGACAAAUUUAAGCACAAUUUAAUGCAGACCAGCAUGAUUUUUUUAGUGCUGGUCAAAUAGCACAGUUCUGUUCGAUACAGUAAAGGAGACACGUAGUCGCGGAACGCUCACGUUGCCAUAUAUGGCUGAGAGGCUUAGGCGGCUGCAGGCCGAUGUCACUUUGCAGCGAGACCAAGGUAGUCGCGCAACACCAGACUGGUUAUAAUACAUUUGAAUAUGCAAGUGAUAACGCUGGAAGUUGUGCCUGGAAAACCAGCACGCUGUUCGUCCGGUGAUGCAAUUCCAAUGAUGCAACCUUUCUACCACGUUAUGCCAUUGAAGAAAGGACUUGAUGUCCUAAAUGCUUGAACGAUUACCCGCACCACGCCAACAUACGGUAUAGGCGUGUGUUAGUACGAGAGCCUAUAUUCAAUCGCAUAAGUUCACGCCUCACUCAAAGGAUUAAGAAUUUCUUCCUAUACCAGACAGCUAGAAAAAUGACGAUGAUGGUGUUGGUUAAAGUUUUAUUCAGGAAACGCUUAUUUUCGUCCUAUGGUAGGAGGCCUCCCUUACUCCAGGAAGCCUUGGCGCCGAGCCGUCCUCUUCGCCCGGUCAACAAGCUUGCGCUGGUCAUCCGGGUGGGACGGUCAGCACGUGCUCCUACUACUCAAUGAACAAAAAUAAACUAUCCAGCAGACUUCAGCGAUUGCAUCGGCUCUCAACUAUGCUGCAUUCUCUCCCAGCGCGUAUCGCAGUUUUAUACGCUUGUUUGCUUGUACCUAAAAUUGCUUGUACCACUAUAUAUGAUGUUGGGAGAGAGAGAGAUACUUUUUGAGAAUAUUGUAUUAAAUGAAAGUAAAGAUAUGUAAAAGUGAAAUAUUUUAAGUAAUAAUUAAGAGAAUAGUAUAACGUUUGUGUUAUUAAAGACAGAAAAUCCUUGUUUAUAAAUCAUGCUGGGAAUUUUUUCUUCUUUGUGAUCCAUGCACACAACUCCGUUUUUGUAUGAUACAGUAUUCAGCCCAAAAGUGCAUGUGCCAUUAAUCUGCGUGAUAUAUGCGAUAUAGUUUACAGCCUCGGUGAAGUCGUUUUGAGGGCACUGGCUGGGGACUAUCAACCUCGGAUGCCGCAUAAUUUCUGUGCAAUGGCUGUCACGAACGAUACGAUGAUGUGCAACUUACCAGAUUUUCACGAAAGAAAGAAUUUUCUUUUCA